Molecule: messenger RNA, 369 nt
Organism: Knipowitschia caucasica
Lineage: Eukaryota; Metazoa; Chordata; Actinopteri; Gobiiformes; Gobiidae
Source: the annotation of a GenBank genome assembly
AUGUGGGGGUGGGGGGGGGGGGGUGGGGGGGGGGGGGGGGGGGGGGGGGGGGGGGGGGGGGGGGGGGGGUCCCCCCCCCCCCCCACACUUGUGGGGGGGGGGGGGGGGGGGGGGGGUGGGGGGGGGGGGGGGGGGGGGGGGGGGGGGGGGGGGGGGGGGGGGGGGGGGGGGGGGGGGGGGGGGGGGGAGUUAGAUUUGUUGGUGAAUGUGGAAUUCCCUCUGACCCUCGCAGACACAGAUAUGAGGCUGCGGAGCCUCUGUAGACAGCGCCUCACGGCCUUCAGGUCACUGGACACAAGCGAUUACGAGACCAAUCUGAGGUUUCAUCUGUUGUCGGGGGUCACCCCUCAAGCCCCGUUACAGGCUUGA